Molecule: messenger RNA, 654 nt
Organism: Trichoderma breve
Lineage: Eukaryota; Fungi; Ascomycota; Sordariomycetes; Hypocreales; Hypocreaceae
Exons: 1
Coding region: 1-654 (217 amino acids)
Source: RefSeq, a predicted model, not a curated record
AUGCCGACACCUACAGACGCUCCCUUGGCCUUGUUCUGGUCUCCUGGAGCUUGCUCCUUUGUGCCUCACGUUGCAUUAUGUGAAGCUGGAAUCAAAUUUGAUCUAGUUCUUGCUAAGAUCGGACAAAUGACGAAGGAAUUCGAGGAAAUGAACCCAAAGCGCCGCGUGCCAGUUUUAGUUAUGGGCAGUGAAGUCAUUACGGAGAUGGCGGCUGUCCUCACUGCCAUCGCAACCAUUGCACCGGAAGCGCAUAUUCUCGGCAAAACCCCCCUCGAAAAAAUUCGAGUAUAUGAAUGGCUCAAUUAUCUGUCCACUACGGCCCACGGCCAAGCAAUUGCGGAGAUCUGGAGAACCGAGAGGUUCACUAAUAACAAGGAGAUAUACCCUCAACUUCGAGCAAAGGGAUAUGAGACUAUGCGGGAAAUUUUUGCUCACAUCGAGGCCAAAUUCAAGGAAUCCAAUAUUACGGAAUUUGCCGUCGGAAAAUGUUACACCGCUGCAGACGGGUUUCUAAGCGUUUUAUACCUUUGGACGGCUAGAUUCACCGAGGUCACCAUUGACAUUGAUAAUGACUACCCCGUAUACGCAGCUUAUGUCAAGAAGAUGCUCCAAAGAACUGCCUUUAUUGAAGCCAGAAGGAUCCAUAAGCUCUAA